UUGUCAUGGCAGUUGAAAAAAGUACGAAAGAAAGAACCAAAGUAGUCCUCAGACACAUCCCUCCUGGAUUUGAUUCUGAAAGUUUGCUUGAACUAUUGGUUGCAACUGUGGUUCCAUUUCCUGAGCAUGACUUUUACCACUUUGCCCCGGCUGAUUACUCCCUGGCACCUUAUCUCUCAUGUCGGGCUUACUUCAACUUUCUUACUCCUGAGAGUGCUUUUUUGUUCAAGGAUAGAUUUGAUGGCCAAAAAUUCAUUGACUGCAACAAAAUUCAGUCUGUAGGAAUUGUGGAAUAUGCACCUUUUCAAAGGAUACCAAAGCGAUUUAAAAAAGAUGUCAGAUCAGGCACUAUUGAUAAGGACCCUGAGUUCAUGGAGUUCUUAAAAGAAUUGAAGAUUGAACCUGAGGCUCCCCCAAGCAUUGAAACAAUCAUAGAAGAAAUUGAAAAGCAGAGAGCUGAUAGGGCUGAACGACAGAGCAGCACAGCAUUAUUGGAGUAUAUAAAAACUAGACGUGAAGAGCGGGCCCUCUCACCUCAUAGCAAACCUCAGUAUGUUCGGAAAGAACGACCCACGAAGGUUGAAGACCGUGAGAUACACCGACACAAAGGUGGUCGGCCUCGUGGACGUAGUAACAGUGAAGAGGAUGGCUGCCAAGGCUAUGACAAUCGUGAAAGGCAUAGAGCAGCAGAAUUCAGAUCAAGAAAUAAUGUAAAACCUGAACGCAAUCCUAAAUCAGAUACCAAAGGAGGUAGACCUGAAAAAGCAAUUUAUGUUCCAGGCAAAAAGAAGUCAGACGAACCAGCUAAAUACAUCCUAUCAUCUUCAACACGGGAGAAGAGUGAUGUAUCCAAAGCAAGCAGAGAUGAUGAAAGUGAUAACAAACGCAAUGAAGAAAGACAGAGUUACAGACGGGACCGGAAUGAUGCAGACAAGAAGGAACCCACUGCUGAGGCAGUUAACACAUCCUCAGAACAUGACAAGCGGGAAAGACGAGAAGUGGGUAGCAGUGACAGGAGAGGACGGCGAGGAGAUGAUCAGCAUGACCAGGAUAGAAACCAGGAUAGAAACGGUUACAGGAGAGGAGAUGAUAACAAGGAGUACCGAAGAGAUGAGUACGAUUCAAGAAACAAAAGAGGCAAGGAUUACCGACGUGAUAGUUAUGAUGACAGGGACAGAGAUUAUGAUAGAGGAGAUCGAGGAGAUCGAGGAGAUCGAGAUGAUUACUUUGACCGUAAAGGGCGUGGUGGGUAUCGUGGUGGAUAUAAUAGAGGUUGGCGUGAUGAUAGAGGUGGUAGAGGCAGAGGCAGAAGCAGGGGCAGAGGUCGUGGAUCUUCUCGAGGUCACAGUGAUAGAGGUCACAGUGAUAGAGGUCACAGUGACAGGGGUCACAGUGACAGGGGUCACAGUGACAGAGGCCACAGUGACAGGGGUCACAGUGACAGAUGAGAAGCAUGAAUAGGCGUCAGCCAUGCAAAAAGCCAGCAUCUCUUCUGUAAAGUAAAGUAAUAUGCUAGGGACAUGAACAGAUAAUCUGAGGUGUUACCUAUUUCCAUAAUUUCAUUAUCUUGGUUUAAAAUGGAAUGGUAGUAUACUUGUUUUAAAAUAAAUUUGAUUGUUUAACUAUUGACUGUUGUAAUGUUUGGACGAUUGAAAUAGAUAAUAUAA
Messenger RNA from Bolinopsis microptera, 1667 nucleotides. RefSeq names its product regulator of nonsense transcripts 3A-like. Bases 6 to 1448 code for a protein of 480 amino acids. The record is from RefSeq and is a predicted model, not a curated record. NCBI's taxonomy places the organism in Eukaryota, Metazoa, Ctenophora, Tentaculata, Lobata, Bolinopsidae. Gene Ontology annotation, biological process: positive regulation of translation; nuclear-transcribed mRNA catabolic process, nonsense-mediated decay. The transcript has a single exon. Gene Ontology annotation, cellular component: nucleolus; cytoplasm. Gene Ontology annotation, molecular function: mRNA binding.